Messenger RNA from Naegleria lovaniensis, 756 nucleotides. RefSeq lists its product as uncharacterized. The record is from RefSeq and is a predicted model, not a curated record. The transcript is spliced from 5 exons. Gene Ontology annotation, biological process: coenzyme A biosynthetic process. The coding region runs from base 1 to 756 and encodes 251 amino acids. Gene Ontology annotation, molecular function: ATP binding; dephospho-CoA kinase activity. Lineage: Eukaryota; Heterolobosea; Eutetramitea; Acrasida; Naegleriidae.
AUGAAACUCGUUGGCAUUACUGGUGGUAUUGCGUGUGGAAAAACAACUCUCACAAAUUAUUUAAAAGAAUAUGGAAACACACAUAGCUCACAACUUAAUCUUGUUAUUAUUGACAGUGAUGAAAUAGCGCAUACAAUUUAUUCACCAGGAUCUUCUUGUUACAACAAGGUGAAGAAAUUUUUUGAAACCUAUAUUGAUCCUCAAACAGGUGAACAUGUAAAUAUAUUUUCUGAAGAUGGAAUUGGAAUUGAUAGGCCAAAAUUAAGUGCUGCGGUAUUCAAAGAUGUCAAAGUUAGAAAAAUGAUUAAUGCAGCAACUCAUAUGGAAAUAUUUAAAGAAAUCAUGAAGAGAAUUUUUAUUGCAUUUGCAAAAUCUAUACUUGUGACACCUCAAAAAACAACCAUUUGCUUUGUGGAACUUCCACUUCUCUUCGAAACUAAAAUAUUUCAAUAUAUUGUCUCUACCAUUGUAUGUAUUAAAACAACACCUGAACGUCAGUUGCAAUGGUUAAUGCACCGAAAUCAUUAUACUGAAGAAGAAGCUCAACAACGAAUUUCAUCACAAAUACCAGUAGAAGAAAAAGCACAAAGAUCAGAUUUUGUCAUUGACAACUCUAGAGACCGGGAGUAUUUAAAAAUUCAAACGUUUGACAUGGUGGACUAUUGUGGCAAGCACACGUCAACAUUUGGAUUGAAAACAUUUGUUGCAUUGGUGGCAUUGAUUUUCAUCAUUGUCAUUGUCGGCAUGAUUUUCUAG